AUGUCAAAAGCGUUAUGCUGUUAUGCAUUUGAAACAUUAAUCAAUAAAUUAAAUGUUCUAGAUAGUCAAUCAUCAAAACAUUCAAUGAAAAAUUAUUUUGAUAUCUUACAGGAAAAUAUUCAUCAAUUACCAAAACAAGCACCAUUAUUUAUAACCUGGAAUAAGAAUGAUCAUUUACGUGGAUGUAUUGGUACUUUCCAAAAUUUACCAAUAGAAUCAGGAAUUGCAAAAUUUUCAAUUAGUUCUGCACUUAACGAUCCAAGAUUCCCACCAAUAUCAAAAUCAGAAAUAAAUUCUAAAUUAAGUGUUUCAGUUACACUUUUGGAAAAUUUUAUAGAAAUUAAAGAUUAUUAUGAUUGGACAAUUGGAUUGAAUGGAUUGAAAAUAUCAUUUAAUUAUGAUAAUGAACAUUAUCUGGGGACUUUUUUACCUUCUGUUGCUGAAGAUCAAGAUUGGGAUAAAUUAACUACUUUAUAUUAUUUAUUACAAAAAGCAGAAUUUUCAAUUGCAAAGAAAAAUGUUGAAGGUUUUUAUAAAAAAGGUUUAAAAGAAGGUUGGAUGAAAUUAAGUAGAUAUGAUGGAGUUAAAGGUCAUUUAGAUUAUGAUGGUUUUAUUAAAAUUAGACAAAUGAUUGACAAACCAUAG
Molecule: messenger RNA, 645 nt
Organism: Hemisphaericaspora subhashii
Lineage: Eukaryota; Fungi; Ascomycota; Pichiomycetes; Serinales; Debaryomycetaceae
Exons: 1
Coding region: 1-645 (214 amino acids)
Source: RefSeq, a predicted model, not a curated record